AUGCAGGAUCAAGUGUCUACUGAUGACGAGUCUGACGAGUCUGACGAAUCUGACGAAUCUGACGAUAGUGAUGAGGUUCCCAACACCGUUGCAGAUGAAGUCGACAUACUGCAUUGCACAAUUUGUCUGGAAGAGUUUCCUGAGACUGAAAUCGUCGAAGUUCCCUGCGGACAUGACCUUUGCAAACCCUGCAUCAUCUGGUGUGUUGAACGGGCUAUUGCACAAGAAACCCUCUUUCCACCAAAGUGUUGUCAGCACGAAAUCCCCAUCGAAGUCAACUCUUUCCUUUCCCAUGACUUGGUGGAUCGCUUUGAGCAGAAGAGGCUCGAGUACGAGACAGUCAACCGUACCUACUGCAGCAACCAGCGUUGCCUGAAGUUCAUCCCCCCAUUCUGCAUCGACGAUGAUGACGCGAUCUGCAAUGACUGCGGAAAUGUCACUUGUGCCACUUGCAGGGCCGCAGCCCACGCUGGCCCUUGUGUUAGUGACCCAGAGACCCUGGGUCUACUUGCCCUGGCUGAGCGUGAGGGAUGGAAACGAUGCACCAAGUGUGGCCGUAUGAUUGAGCUAUCUCUGGGUUGCAACAGCAUGCGUAAGUUGAUGCUUGGUCGAACCACCAUGAGCAUAUUCUAG
Molecule: messenger RNA, 633 nt
Organism: Fusarium sp. VM40
Lineage: Eukaryota; Fungi; Ascomycota; Sordariomycetes; Hypocreales; Nectriaceae
Source: the annotation of a GenBank genome assembly